Messenger RNA from Thamnophis elegans (Western terrestrial garter snake), 5292 nucleotides. Its product is annotated as autism susceptibility gene 2 protein-like. The coding region runs from base 107 to 2476 and encodes 789 amino acids. NCBI's taxonomy places the organism in Eukaryota, Metazoa, Chordata, Lepidosauria, Squamata, Natricidae. The record is from RefSeq and is a predicted model, not a curated record. The transcript has 11 exons.
UCACCAUCCCUCGGCCUCCCCCUUCCCUCUGUCUUUACCCAAUCACAGCCCCCUCCAUAAUUUCACACCUGCCCUCCAGCCUUCUAAUCACACCCAUCACCCCAAUAUGUUUGCCCCUCCCACGGCAUUGCCUCCUCCUCCUCCUCUGACAUCGGGGACAUUACAAGUUCCAGCUCAUCCCGCUGGCACUGCUUACUCAGAGCAAGAUCUUCUCCGCCAGGAGCUGAACACUCGGUUUCUGGCUUCCCAGAGCGCCGAUCGUGGCGCCUCGCUGGGCCCACCACCCUACUUGAGGACGGAGUUCCACCAACACCAGCACCAACACCAGCACACGCACCAACACACGCACCAGCACACCUUCACGCCUUUUCCUCACGCCAUCCCGCCAACAGCCAUCAUGCCAACGCCAGCACCUCCCAUGGUGCGUAAUCCAGGCAGAAAUUUAUUCCACUCCUAUCCUCCUGCUGUGUCUGGGAUCCCUCCUAUGAUCCCUCCAACUGGUCCUUUCGGCUCGCUGCAAGGAGCGUUUCAACCCAAGACUUCAAAUCCUAUUGAUGUUGCGACAAGACCUGGAGCUCUUCCUCAUACUCUCCUUCAGAAGGAUCCCAGGUUGACAGAUCCAUUCAGGCCUAUGUUGAGGAAACCAGGCAAAUGGUGUGCUAUGCAUGUUCAUAUUGCUUGGCAGAUAUACCACCAUCAACAGAAAGUCAAGAAACAGAUGCAAUCAGAUCCCCAUAAGUUGGAUUUUGGUUUGAAACCUGAAUUUCUGAGCAGACCUCCAGGUCCUAGUCUUUUCGGGGCUAUCCAUCAUCCUCAUGACUUAGCCCGACCGGCAACUCUCUUCUCGGCAACCAGUGCCGCCCAUCCAGCCGGUCCGACGUUUGGCCCUCCCCCGCACCACAGCAACUUUCUCAACCCCGCAGCCCAUUUAGAGACUUUUAAUCGGCCCACGACGUUCACCAGCCUUGCAGCCAUGAGCAGCAAUGCCUUCGGGGGACUUGGCAACCAUGCCGUUACACCCAACGCUAUGUAUGGCCACAAGGAUUGCCCCGGCAUGCAAAGCUAUAGCAACCCUCACGAGCCUUGGAAUCGUCUGCACCGAACGCCUCCUUCGUUUCCGACUCCACCGCCCUGGCUGAAGCCAGGUGAGCAGGAACGCAGCGCGUCCGCUGCAGCUCAUGAACGAGACAGAGAUGUAGAUAAAGGAGACGCUUCCCUUAGUAAAGAUGACAAAGAAAGGGAGACUAUUGAGAAAAGACAUUCAAGCCACCCUUCACCAGCACCUAUCCAUUCUGUGAGUUCCCUUGGACACAGUCGCAGCUCAGUUGAACAGAUUAGGAGCCACCUGAACUCAGAAGCUCGUGAAAAAGAGAAGUCCAAAGAGCGAGAGAGGGAUCACCCAGAAUCACGGAAGGAUGUCAGCGUCGAUGAGCAACACAAGGCAAAGGACAACUACAUUUCAGACAAGGAGAGUGUGACCCACGAUAAUAGAGCGCUGGAAGAAUCUAAACAAGCAUCUCGGGUGCCUUCACCCUACACCAGGACACCUGUUGCCGAGAGCACCAGACCUAGCAGCAACUCGAGCCGGGAUGCUGAGAAGAAGAGUGAACCUGCUUACGAGAACCUGAAAAAAUCGAGCGAGGUCAAAGUGAAGGAGGAGAGGAAGGAAGAUCACGACAUUACUCCGGAAACACCACAAACACACCGGCCCUCUGAGCGGCCACCGUCCAUGCCCACAUCCAGUGUCCAUCCAGGCCCUUUAGCGUCCAUGCCCAUGACUGUGGGUGUCACUGGCAUCCACCCCAUGAACACCAUCAGUGGUCUAGAUAGGACUCGCAUGAUGACCCCUUUCAUGGGCAUUAGCCCAAUCCCGGGGGCCGAACGCUUCCCAUAUCCUUCAUUCCACUGGGACCCCAUGAGGGACCCCUUACGGGAUCCCUACAGAGACUUAGACCUCCAUCGGAGAGACCCAUUGGGCAGGGAGUUUCUCCUGAGGAACGAUCCGCUGCACCGCCUCUCCACCCCAAGGCUCUACGACGCAGAGAGAUCGUUCAGGGACCGAGAGCCGCAUGACUACAAUAAUCAUCACCAUCACCCGCUUUCGGUUGACCCGCGCCGCGAGCAUGAAAGAGGGGCCCACCUGGACGAGAGAGAACGGUUGCACAUGCUCAGAGAGGACUACGAGCACGUACGGCUCCACUCCGUGCACCCCGUGGCCCUGGAUGGUCAUUUGGCUCACCCGAGUCUCCUUACUCCGGGACUUCCUAGUAUGCAUUACCCGCGAGUCAGCCCCCCUUCAGGACUUCAGAACGGCAUCCUCAAUAAAGCCCCUCCCACAGCAGCCCUGAGUGCUCCUCCCCCUCUCAUUUCCACCUUGGGACCUCGGCCUGGUUCUCCCCGAAGGACUACACCUCUGUCGACAGAAAUGCGGGACAGGCCGCCCUCUCACACUCUGAAAGACAUCGAAGCACGAUAAAGAUGGCCGACAGACAUCCAAGAGAGACGAACAAUUAGACAAAUGGAUCUUCUUACUCAAUAAAUGUGGACUUUGGUAAUGACCCAGCUGUAUUAAGAUGUACAUACCCAGGUGUACUAAGGUUUUUUUGCUUUCCUUUCUUGGUUUUUCUUUUCCAAAAAAUAAUAAUAAUAAAUGGUUGGGUUGUAUAUUAUAUGUUGAAAAAAAAAAAGUUUUCAGAACCUUUUAGACAAAAGUUGGCACAUUUUCUACGUAAAUGCUCUUUCUUUCUUACUGUUCCUAACAGAACAAGAUGUAAGUCAGUAUUUCAUCUCCCCCCCCUCCUCAAAAUCGUCCCUUUUUCCACCUUUCUGUCUUUCUCUCUCUUUUCAUUCUCUCCAGGUUGAAAUGAAGAAAAGCAGAAUUCCUUUAUUUUAUUAUUUUAUAUAUGUUUUUCUCCCCCCCGGUAAGAGAGUUGUUGAAAAUAACGUUAUUUCGUGGGUUCGUGGGUCAUAUAUGCAACAUGGGUAAGACGAAAGCUUUACUUUGUAAGUAUGUACAUAGGAAAAAAAAAAAAAGAAUAAGUAACAUAAUGCAUUACUACUUCUUCAACUGUUCUCUUUGCAGACUUUUAAUUGUGCGAAAGACCGCGGAGCUGCGGUGCAUCUAAUGUCAUAAGACAGCUAAACCCCUUCAGCUAUGCAAUUAAUUUUUGAGGUUUUUCACAAAAGCCUCUUUAAAUCAAAGGCGCCUUGUCAACACACACAAACCACACAUAAAGUCAUACUUUCCCUGAACAAACCCACAUAUCCCUCAUCCCUUUUGGAUGAAGACACAAACCAUCUUCAUCUUCAACAAAUAGAAUUUGGAUCUCACCUAUUGUUUGUUUUUCCUACCUGUUGUUUGUUGCUUGUUUUUUGUUUUUUUUAAAAAACCAUUUGCUAUCUAGUAUUUUGUUGUUUCUUUUCCUUUAUUCAAUUUGAAAAAUGUUGUACAAUGUUCAGAUGACAUCCAGCCUCUUCAGAGCUAUUCCGGUGUCACUGUGAUUCAAACUUUAAAACUCAGAAGUAGAUCAUUUUUAUUUUUAUUGUUUUGCUGAAAUCCAUUUAGAGGAGCCAAGCAAACUCUGAAUUUAACUCACAAGAAUCCAGCAGCAUUAUUGCCUGGGCUGUCCUUCUCUUUAGGCCUUAUAAAGGGUGAGGAAUGAGUAAGAGAAGGGGACUUACAAUCUGCUUCACCACCACCCCCUUCCAGGUUUUCUGCCAAAUUACAACUUUGAAUUAAGAACUACAGGCAUUAUUAAAUAAAUGAGAAAUGAAAAAUCUUUUAACAAUUGAAAUGUUAGUUUCAAUUUUAUCAAAUGAAGCUAAUUGUCCUAACUUUGCCUAGUUGUUCAUCCUUGUUUCAUCCAACAUGUAGAGUGUAAACUAGGGGUCUCCAAACUUGGCAACUUUUAAGAUUUGUGGACUUCAAUUCCCAGAAUUCCUCAGCCAGCAUGACUGGCUGUGGAAUUCUGGGAGUUGAAGUCCUAAAGUUGACUGGCUGUGGAAUUCUGGAAGAUGAAGUCCACAGGUUCUAAAGUUGAGUGGCUGAGGAAUUCCAGGAGCUAAAGUCCCCAAGUCUUAAAGUUGCCAAGUUUGCAGACCUCUGGUAUAAACAAAGAUUGCGCGAAGUGACAAAAUGAGUGUCAGGAAACAAAACUGACACUUAUACAGACUAUUCUGCCCAGGAGGUCAGGAAAAGCAAGAUUGGCAGUCAUGACAUGGUGAAUGCCCGGCUUAUGUUUUUUAAACUUCGGGUUUUUUGUGUGCAAUGCCUGUAGAAAUAGAUCCGACUUCGAUCGUGCAGACACAGCUGCCAUUGGACUUCCUAACCUCUCUCCCAGAUGCCAUUGCAGUUACAUGCUUCUGCCAGAUUUUGAGGUCAGAGUAGUUAAAGCCCAAUAACAAUAUUUGUACAACAUCCUAAAAGUGGUUCAUGAUCACCUUGGUUCAUUUUUUUUUUUUUUUUAGUUUUGUGGUUUUAAGAUGCUAUGAAAAUCCAGUCCAUUUGGUGAGUUUAUAUAUAGUGCAAACUCAAAAACAAAGCCUCCAGAUUCUUGCACCUAAUUAUAUAAUUAAGGAAGGAUUGUGUAGAGAAGAAUGCUGGGGUUUGUAGUCCAAAAUCUGGUCGGCAACUGAUUGACCUCGGCCACUGCCUUAGUGGUUCUAGCCACCUCCAAAACUUUGCAAACAAAGGGCGCCUGAAUGAUGCUUCAAGACAUUUUGCAGAAACAUCUUCUAUUAUUUUGGCAUCGGUUCGAUCUGAUAGGAAUUGGAGCCCCGAACAAUUGCAGUACACCAUGUUGCCUCUAUGAUGUGAGCUGGGCCUUAUAACUAAUCUUCACUUUUCUAAAUGCCAUCUGUUGUAAACCUGAUACCUCUGGUGCUGUAUGGACUAGCAACCUGGAACGUGGAUAUCUUUGCCAUUUGGGAAAAAAGAAUCACCGAUUUUGGAAUGGGGUACCGAUUUUCUUAACCCUUUCCCCACAUUCAGACACCAAUCGAACAUCCAUUAACAUGGGCAUAAUCCUUGUUGUAAGGAUGCACUUUUGACUAGGCGAAGGUCUGCUCUUAGCUCUUCAGAAGCUUUGGUAAGACAGUACACUUACGUUAAUAUUUUCCCACCGUCCCAUCAUUGUAGGGUUGAGCGCAAGAGGGCCAUGGCACUAGGUUGUCUGUAACUUCCUCUAGAAACUCACAGGAGCACCGUGCAUAUUCCAGAAGUGAGAAAAGGCUUAACUUUCAUGCAGUCGGACAGUCUAGGACAGUGUUUCUCAAUCUUGGCAACUUGAAGAU